AAGAUAUCAAACCCCUGGAGCUGGAGCUUCAGGUGGUUGUGAGCUGCUUGACUUAGGGGCUGGAACUGAACUCCACUGCCCUGCAAGAGCAGCAAGUGCUCCUAACUUCUGAGCCCUCUCUCCAGGCCCAUCUCCAGCCUCCCCUCCCUCAAUAGCUGCCAUGGGUUCCUGACUUCACUUCCCCUUAAUGAUGGCUGUAACCUGAAAGUGUAAGCCAAAGGAACCCUUUCCUCCCUCUGCUGUUUUGGAUAGGCUGUUUAAUCACAGCAACAGAAACUAAAUGAGAACACAUUCCAUUUGAAAUAAAACAUAUGAAGCUUUAGUAAAAGUAUACCCGGCAAGAUGACAAGAACCAAAACCAUGUAUCACAAUGCCCCUAAAAUUUAACCUCAAAAUGAGGCAAUAGUACAGAAGCAUUUCUAUAAUAUGUGAACAUCUAAUGCACAGGAAUUCUAGGCACAGAGGGAGCCCAUCAAUGUGCACAUAAUCCAGCCAUGACUGAAAAUGAUGAGGCAUUGGGAUUCAGGGAGAUUUGAGUACUGAGAUGGGUACUGGGCUGGGUCCUUCAGUUUUCCUAAUGAUAAUAGUGUUGGGUACCAAUGAUACUGUUAUUGUUUGUAAUGAAGAAUUUGUCUUGGUUUUCUCCUCAGAUACUUACUCUAGUUCUUUGUCCUAUACGAUGAGAAGAAUCAACAGAAUCUAUGGAGUUGUUGACAUACAAAAUAGUUUUUUCUCUGAAGUAGGCCUUGGGAUUUCAUUCAACAGCAUCCUCCUCCUCUUCCAUAUCCUUGAGUUUCUUCUUGAACACAGGCCCCGGACCACUGACCUGCUCAUCAGUCUCUUGGCCCUCAUCCACCUUGGGAUGCUACUGAUGAUGGGGCUCACAGCUGCUGACAUUUUUGCAUCUCAGAAUACACAGGGUGACAUCACAUGUCAAUCCCUUGUCCACUUGCACAGGUAUUUGAGGGGCCUCUCUCUCUCUGCCACCUGCCUGCUGAGUGUCCUUCAGGCUGUCACCCUCAGCCCCAGAAGCUCCUGUUUGGCAAAGUUCAAAACUAAAUCCCCACAGUACAGCCUGUGUUCUCUUCUUGUGCUGUGGGGAUUCUGCAUGUCCUGUGGUGCUCAUUUCUCAUUCUCCUCUGUUGCUGACUACAAUGUCACCUCACAAGGGCUCAUAUUUGUCACUGAAUCCUGCAUUAUUUUACCCAUGAGUUAUAUCAGCAGGCACUUAUUUUUCAUAUUGAGGAUAUUUCGGGAUGUGUCCUUUAUAGGUCUCAUGGUCCUCUCCACUUUCUACAUGAUGACCCUCCUGUGCAGGCACAAGAAGAAGUCCCAGCAUCUUCACAGCACCAGCCUUUCUCCAAAAGCAUCUCCAGAGCAAAGGGCCACCCGGACCAUCCUGCUGCUCGUGAGCUUCUUUGUGCUGAUGUCCUGUUUGGACUGCAUCAUCUCAGCCAGACUUAUGCACAGCAGGGACCCAAUCUGCCACAGUAUUCAGAUGAUGGUCUCCAAUAGCCAUGGCACCACCAGCCCUUUGCUGUUCAUUUGUACUGAAAACCGAAUUACUAACUUUUUGAAAUCCUUGGAAUUCGAGGACAUAGGAAAUGCUUAACUGUUGAGGAACUUAAGGAACCAACAUGCUAGCUGCUGAAUGGCGAUUCCUGGCCUAGUGCCAAUGUGCUUCUGGAUACAUGUAUAUAUGACUCACGAUUUGUUAAGCCUGCUUCCUUUGAAAUAUGGA
This is a messenger RNA of Peromyscus maniculatus bairdii (prairie deer mouse), 1741 nucleotides long. Its product is annotated as vomeronasal type-1 receptor 90-like. Gene Ontology annotation, molecular function: pheromone receptor activity. The record is from RefSeq and is a predicted model, not a curated record. Lineage: Eukaryota; Metazoa; Chordata; Mammalia; Rodentia; Cricetidae. Gene Ontology annotation, biological process: G protein-coupled receptor signaling pathway. Gene Ontology annotation, cellular component: membrane.